ACCGCGGUAUUUUGGUUUCAUUAUAGGCGUACCGCGGUUGCACGGCCACAGGUCUACAAGUCGGACGGAGCGCAACGCACCCAUAUCGGUCGUCAAAAAUCAAAUCCAACCGGCAACCGCAUACUCAGGCGUUGUGUGUGUCUGUAGUGCCUUGACGGUUGUCGCGCUACCACCGCACGGAUACCCAUACGAGCUGAGCGCAUUUAAAUAAUAUUAUAUAACUUAUUAGCCGAGUUCGUUAAAACAGCAAACCGUAAACCCCGCUAAGCGUCAGUGCAGUUAAUUGCCCGUAUCGCGGAGUCUUCUGUUAAAUAUGCUUUUGUUCGCUGAUCGAAUGCGUACAACACUGCAGUUGGCGUGCUUUCUUGCUGUUGCUUGGCGACCUGCCUUGGCCGUUGGCACGGAUCAGAAUCGCGAGAAUGAAGCUCAGAAUUUCUUGAAUUAUGCAAACCAAGAAUUGGCCAAGUGGACUAACAAGGUGAUACAAGCCGACUGGAAUUGGUCGUCGAAUCUUACUAACGAGAAUGCGGCAGAAAAGUUAACGGUCAAUGCGGCGUAUGGACAAUUUUUGAAAGACUUAUGGAAAGAAACGAUAAAGUUCCCAUGGACCACGUACAAAAAUCCGGACAUCAAGAGGCAAUUCAAACUGUUGUCCGUCUUGGGUACAGCCGCUCUACCGGAGGACAAAUUGAAAAAAUUCGAUCAAACAGUCUCCGACAUGGAAACCACAUAUGGAAAAGCGACUAUUCCAGAAUAUGGUGACGUUAACUCUAACCGGAGGUUGAGUUUAGAACCAGACAUAAAUGAUAUACUGGCAAAAAGUUUUGACGUCAAUGAGCUGAAACACGUUUGGAUUCAAUGGAGAGAAGCCACCGGCAAGAAGGUUCGUCCUAUGUUUUCGGAAUACGUGAAAUUAGCCAAUGAAGCAGCCAAACUAAACAAUUACACGGACAACGCCGAAUUUUGGAUCAGAGGAUACGACAUGGAUGACUUCCGGCCGCAGAUGGAACGUCUCUGGAAUCAAAUCCGCCCACUAUACGUCCAGAUACACGCGUACGUCCGCAGGAAGCUCUGGGAACGAUACGGCGGCUCGGUGGUCUCCAGGAAAGGUCCGAUACCGGCACAUUUAUUAGGUAACAUGUGGGCGCAGACUUGGGAACGAUUGGACGAUUUCACCCGACCGUUCCCGACCACCAACGACGUUAACCCGCAAACGGCCAUGGUCAAUCAGAAUUACACGCCGGUGAAAAUGUUCCGUAUAGCCGAAGAGUUUUUCACUUCGUUGAACUUGAGCGCAAUGCCUCAGUCGUUUUGGGAGAAAUCCAUUCUAGAGAAACCCAACGGCCGCGAACUAGUCUGUCACGCGUCCGCUUGGGACUUUUACGAUGCCAAAGAUUUCAGAAUCAAACAAUGCACUUCGGUCACGUUCAACGAUUUCAUCACGGCCCACCACGAAAUGGGACACAUUCAAUAUUAUCUGCAGUACAAAAAUCAACCUUUCAUUUACCGCGAAGGAGCUAACGAAGGUUUCCAUGAAGCCAUCGGGGACACUAUAGCCCUGUCCGUGUCCACGCCAAAACACUUGAACAAGAUUGGUUUGUUGCCUAAAGUGAGUCGCACGUACGAAGCCGACAUCAAUUACCUGUACAAAAUCGGCCUAGACAAAAUAGUGUUUUUGCCUUUCGGCUACCUGAUGGACCUGUGGAGAUGGAACGUGUUCAAAGGCAAAACCACCGAGGACAAAUACAACUGCGACUGGUGGACUCUGAGGAACGCGUAUCAGGGCGUCGAACCGCCGGUGAGCAGGUCGGAAAACGACUUCGACCCGGGCGCCAAGUAUCACAUCGUGGGAAACGUGCCGUACAUCAGAUACUUUGUCAGCUUCAUCAUACAAUUUCAGUUCCAUCAAGCGCUGUGCGAAAAAGCCGGACAGUUUGAUCCCAAAAACCCCAAAACUAAACCGUUGCACGAAUGCGACAUUUACCAGAGUACAAACGCCGGAAACGCUUUCAAAGACAUGUUGAAAAUGGGUUCGUCGAAACCGUGGUUUGACGCUAUGGAGCUGCUGACCGGCCAGAGGACCAUGGACGCCCGUCCGCUAUUGAACUACUUUAAUCCGCUGUACGAAUGGCUUCAAAAGGAAAACAAAAAGACUGGCGAAUACCUAGGAUGGGAAUCGUCUAAAAAAGUUUGUGUGCAAUCGGAAGAAGAACUGUAUCAGCCGAAAUUCGAUCAAUGAUAUACGCUUAUGUUUAAAGUUUUAAUCGACAGUAUUAUUAUGUUAAUAAAAAAAUUCGUUGGCGAAUUAUUAUUAAUGCGCUAGUUAUGAUUAGAUUUCAAGCGUUUAUGUAAAAUGCGAUACUGCAUUUAUUUUAUUUUAUUUUAAAAUUAUACGACUAUAUUAUAAUAACAUUAAAAAGUUGUUU
Messenger RNA from Adelges cooleyi (spruce gall adelgid), 2426 nucleotides. Its product is annotated as angiotensin-converting enzyme-like. Gene Ontology annotation, cellular component: plasma membrane. Gene Ontology annotation, molecular function: metallopeptidase activity; peptidyl-dipeptidase activity. The record is from RefSeq and is a predicted model, not a curated record. The transcript is spliced from 13 exons. Bases 314 to 2239 code for a protein of 641 amino acids. Gene Ontology annotation, biological process: proteolysis. Lineage: Eukaryota; Metazoa; Arthropoda; Insecta; Hemiptera; Adelgidae.